Messenger RNA from Mya arenaria, 2538 nucleotides. Its product is annotated as heat shock 70 kDa protein 12B-like. The coding region runs from base 143 to 2017 and encodes 624 amino acids. The transcript has 4 exons. Lineage: Eukaryota; Metazoa; Mollusca; Bivalvia; Myida; Myidae. Gene Ontology annotation, molecular function: ATP-dependent protein folding chaperone; ATP binding. The record is from RefSeq and is a predicted model, not a curated record.
UCUUGCCAAUGAAUCUUUAACAAUGGCUGACAAGAGUGACACUGGCAUUAGUGACUCAUAUUGUUGAAAUUGGAUUGUUUAACUUGAUGAAAGACUGUGAUUUUCGGAUGCAAAUGCUUUACAUGUACCUUUAAAUUCAAAAAUGGCUGACAAAUGCGAUACGAGCAUCAAUGACUCAGAACAUGCAUCGACUAAAGAAAACUUGAUUGAUAAGACAUCUGAAGGAGACGAAAUAUCCAUCGCAGAAACGGACCCGGAAGUAGAUGACAGCCACACCUCAAGCUCCGCUCUCGAUGACACUUUCAAAAUCGUCGCCGCCAUAGAUUUUGGGACUACUUUCAGCGGGUACGCGUAUUCGUUCUCUGACGACAAUGAAAAAAUCUACACGAACAAGAACUGGGGCCAGACCCAGGGUUUCUUACUGCACAAGACACCCACGUGCCUGCUCCUCAGGCCGGAUGGGGAAUUCGAGGCGUUUGGAUUUGAGGCCGUAUCCAGGUUUAAUGACCUGAGCGAGGAGGAGGCCGAGGACUAUUACUACUUUGACCGAUUUAAGAUGAAACUGUUUGACAACAAGGACCUCCACACGGACAUCCUACUGGAGGAGGUGCGCGGGAAGCAGCAGCCGGCCGUGCACGUGUUCGCCCUCUCCCUCCGCUACAUGCGGGAGCACUUGCUGCGCGCCAUGAAGACCAACCUCCAGCUUGAACCGGAGUCGGCUGCCAUCCGCUGGGUGCUCACCGUCCCCGCCAUCUGGGACGAGAACUCUAAGCAGUUUAUGCGGGAAGCCGCUCACAGGGGAGGCCUUAUAGACAGCCUCUAUAGUAACCAGCUAGUAAUCGCCCUGGAACCGGAAGCAGCCUCGCUGUACUGUCGCACACUUCCGGUCGGCACGUUCGGGGAGGGGAGUUCCCGUCCAUGUUUUGAGCCGGGAACCAAGUACAUCGUCGUUGAUGCUGGAGGUGGUACAAUCGACAUCGUGGCACACAAGGUGCGGAAGGACGGGCGGAUGCGGGAGCUCUUCCGGGCGACCGGUGGCGCGUGGGGAGGAACCGUCAUCGACACGCAGUUCCUUAACCUCCUAAAUAAGAUAUUCGGAGAGGAUUACAUGAAUGCCUUCCGGAAUGACUACCCGAAGGAUUUUGUUGAACUGCUCCAAGAUUUUGAGAUCAAGAAACGGGGAGAGUGUGAAGGAAUGAGGGUGUCGCUGCCUUAUAACUUUUGCAAUUAUAAACAUUAUGGAAGGAAUGUUCAAGAAUGCAUUAAAUCCUUUGCUGCCAAAGCAGAAGCGGAGAUUAAAUUUUCUUCUGGCAAAUUUAUUAUGUCAGCAGAAGUCGUGAACGAGCUUUUCCAAGAUUCGCUCGUUCAAAUUAAUGAACACGUUGCCACUUUGCUCCAGAAAUCCAAACUGAAAGACGUUCGGUACAUAUUCCUGGUCGGAGGUUUCGCGGAAUCCGGCCGCCUUCAACGAUCAAUAAAGGACGAAUUCAGCAGCGAACUUAUAAGUGUCCUUAUCCCGGAAGAAGCAAGCCUGGCGGUCGUGCGCGGCGCGGUGGCCUUUGGACGCGAUCCGAGCUCAAUCUGCCAAAGAAUCUGCAGGUAUACGUACGGGGUAGGAUCCUACCUCCCCUUUGAAGAGGGCGUUCACCGAUCGGAUCUGAGGGUCGAGUCUGACGGUAUGGUGCUGUGUAAAAGUAUUCUCCAAGUAUGGGCGGAAGCAGGCGAAGUCAUAGGUCACAAUGAAAUCUGGAAAGAGACGUACACGCCAAUCAUUACAAACCAAAAGGGCAUAAUUUUCGAGUUCUAUAAAUCUUCCCGUCGGAAGGUGCGAUAUACAGACGAAGAUGGCGUGGUGAAGUGUGGCUGUCUCGUUGUGGAGAUGCCAGAUAUGACGGGCGACAAAGCACGCUCCGUCGACCUCGAGGUCAUCUUCGGCGGCACGGAGAUCCGCGUGGUCGGGUACGAUCACACGAGUAAUACGACGCGGGAAACCUACAUUGACUUCCUCACGUCGUAAUAACCGCACAGAGUGUCUCAACGUUAUUGACCUCUUCAUUUUUAUAAUGAUCCAGUCAUUCAUAGUUCCGAUGAUUGUGAUAUGUGAGACAUAUAUAAAUAUCUAAGAAAUAAAGAGUAACGUGGGUCAAUAUAGCAUUCACUAAAUUUAAGGCGCAUUCCGUUUUGUAUUACUUUAAAAAAAAUAUAAAUGAUGCCGAGUAUUCAUUGCAUGCGUUUAUUUGCAAGAACACGUUAACAUUUGUAAAUAUAUUUAUCGCGCUAGUUCAGUGUCAGUAACCUUGUUUUCAAGUUGUAUCAUUUAUUUUCCAAAUUGAUUUCAUUCUUGUGUGUAAAAUGUGUGUUUAUUGAUUACCUCAUAUCCUCAAUGUGAUUCUGCGAUUUUUGUUUUGUUGGAAUUCAUUUAUGAAGUUGUUUUAUUUUACCUCAAAUGUUGUAAUCAUUCUUUACUGUUCAAAGUAAAUUGUACCUUUUUAAAAUAUUGCUGUGCUAAAGCCAUGUAUGUGAAUAUAAUGUAAACGU